Molecule: messenger RNA, 909 nt
Organism: Perkinsus marinus ATCC 50983
Lineage: Eukaryota; Perkinsozoa; Perkinsida; Perkinsidae
Exons: 1
Coding region: 1-909 (302 amino acids)
Molecular function (GO): feruloyl esterase activity
Source: RefSeq, a predicted model, not a curated record
AUGUUCAUCCUCCUUUACAUUGUCCUCCUGGCUCUUGUUGUGGGAGAAACGCCUGUGGAGGUCAAUUUCCUAGGCAUUUCCUUUCCCAUACCCAAGAUUGGUGAUUACAAGUGCCAGCACACCUCAGUGCUAGGGACGCAUAACUACACUAGCAUUGAGCGUCCUGAAGGAUUUCGAGGGUAUUACUUCUAUACUCCCCCAACACAAGUUCGUGCUCUCGUUCUCAAUCUGCAUCACCUCAGCGGGGACUGUGAACAGUUCCGUCGACAGAGUUGCAUCGUCACUGGUGCGGACAAGAAUGGUUGGUUGGUUGUGACUCCGUGCGGCCUCCCGGGGCUUUUCGGGCUCAACUCAUGGAACGCUGGUACUUGCUGUCAGCCCAAUCAGAAAGUAGAUGACUAUGCCUUCAUGGAGGAUAUCAUUGCUCGUCUCCGCCCUUCGGUCGACAUCCCGGUCUAUGCAGCUGGCUACAGCAACGGUGCUAUGCUCGCUGAGGCGUUGAUGUGUAGGAACAUUGUCACGAGAGCAGUUUCAGUGAGUGGAGUGAUCACGGGUGGGGAAAAGGCGCUUGAGGCAUGCAGGUCGUCGUAUAAACGGUCCGAUAAUGCACGCAUGGGGCACGUGCAUGGUACAUCCGACUUGGCCGUUCCCUAUUAUCGAGGACUUACCUCAUAUCUGUUCGACUUUCCCUCCAUCCCUGAUAAUAUGAAUACGUGGGCGGCUAAUCUGGGCUGCCAUGGUACUAAGCAGACAUCUCACGGGCCAUUCGACUUCAUCGAAUGGAGUGACUGUGAAAAUGGUGGUAAUGUCACACUGGUCCGCAAUAACAUUGGCCACGGAGGCCAUCUUUGGUGGGAGCUAGACGAUUUUAGCACUUCCAACUUUGCCAUAGGCAUGCUCGAAGAUUGA